Messenger RNA from Cydia fagiglandana, 1171 nucleotides. RefSeq names its product zinc finger protein 239-like. The transcript has 2 exons. Gene Ontology annotation, cellular component: nucleus. Gene Ontology annotation, molecular function: DNA-binding transcription factor activity, RNA polymerase II-specific; RNA polymerase II cis-regulatory region sequence-specific DNA binding. NCBI's taxonomy places the organism in Eukaryota, Metazoa, Arthropoda, Insecta, Lepidoptera, Tortricidae. Gene Ontology annotation, biological process: regulation of transcription by RNA polymerase II. The record is from RefSeq and is a predicted model, not a curated record. The coding region runs from base 61 to 1140 and encodes 359 amino acids.
CCACGCCGGUGCGAGAGCGAGAAUACGCUAGAGACGGAAGAACUAGAAGAUAAUUUAGUUAUGGGUCACGAGCAACAGGGCUCUGCGGCAGCGGCGCCCGACUCCGGCCCGCGAGCCCGCGCCGCCGGCGCCGGCGGGAGGGGGCGGCACCCAUGCACCGCCUGCACCAAGACGUUCACGCUGGCGAGCUCGCUCCGGACACACAUGAGGACUCACACCGGCGAGAGACCGUACGAGUGCACACUCUGCCACAAACGCUUCAGGCAGUGGAGCCACCUGAAGAGGCACGAGCGGCUUCAUACCGGCUCGAGACCUUACGCCUGCGAUGUAUGCAAAAAAGAAUUCGUAGAAUUAGACAAUCUGAAGAAACACGAACGAGUGCACACGAAAGAGAAACCGUACACGUGCGAAAUAUGUCACAAGGAGUUUGCGCAAAUGAACACGCUGAAGAACCACGAGAGGAUCCACACGGGAGAGAAGCCAUACCACUGCCAAGUAUGUAAGAAAGAGUUCACAGAAUCGAGCAGUUUAAGGAGGCACGAACGAGUUCACACCGGUGCUAAACCGUAUUCUUGCAGAUUGUGCAACAAGGAGUUUGCACAGUUAAAUACUUUAAGAAAUCACGAAAUGACUCACACGGGAGAAAGACCGUACGUCUGCGAAGUAUGUAAAAAAGAUUUCACAAAAUUUAGCAGUUUUAAGAGACACGAGAGAGUACACACGGGGGCUAAACCAUACAAGUGCGAGACAUGCAAAAAAGAGUUUUCAGAACUGAGCAGCCUCAGGAGACACAAAAGAAUACACACCGGAGAAAAAGAGUACUCCUGUAGAUUAUGCAAAAAGGAGUUCACAGAAAACGGCAGUUUAAAAAAGCAUCAAAGAAUUCAUAUACGUGAAGAACAAAAUAUGGGAAAGAAUGUGAUUAAAAAAGAAAGACCAUAUACGUGCGAGACAUGCAAUAAUGGGUUUACACAAUUGAGCAGUCUGAAGCGACACGAGAGAGUGCACACCGGGGAGAAGGCUUACUCCUGUAGACUGUGUAAAAAGGAUUUCACAGAAUUUGGCAGUCUCAAAAGACACCAGAAAAUACACAUACGCGAACAACAAAAUGUGCGAAAUGAAACUGUAACAACAAAAUAAGUUAAAUGUAAGAGAGGUUCUCAUCUUCGUA